Paraglomus occultum is the source of this 1233-nucleotide messenger RNA. The record is from the annotation of a GenBank genome assembly. NCBI's taxonomy places the organism in Eukaryota, Fungi, Glomeromycota, Glomeromycetes, Paraglomerales, Paraglomeraceae.
AUGGAUGGGAAAUCUAUAUACGAAAAAUUUAAUACAGUUCUCAGGAACUAUGCCAUCGAUGAAAUAGGCAUACUUCCUUAUUCUCUGCCCGUUCCUCUUUCAUACGAUGAUAAUUAUCCAUUGAUCGUUGAUGAGAAAGCAAAGCUGGGAAUACCUGUUGAUUGUGUAAAUAAACUGUUUCAACAUGCCCAUGGGAUCUUCAUGAGUACACGGCGGAGAGAUGAUUUAGAUGAAAACAAACAAGCAGCUAUGAUUGACGAGGCUAGCCGCUGCCUAGUUUUGAUAAACCCAGACUGUUAUACUGCCGUAAAUGCGAGAAAAGUGUUGGUGAGUCAAGGUAUUGUAGACCCAUCGGAAGAGCUCAAUCUCCUUGCCCUAAUAUUCACCGUUCCCAAACACUCAAAAAGCUCGGUUGCAUGGUAUCACAGAAAAUGGCUCCUUCAAUCCUAUCCUUAUCUAAUGGAAUACAAGCAUGAACUCUCACUUGCCCAACGAGCAGCUGAAAUAUAUCCAAAAAACUACUAUGCAUGGAGUUAUAGGCAUUGGGUAGUCUCAAAGAUACCACAUGUUUCCUUUAUCUUAUUAGAAAAUGAGCUUCAGAAUAUGAAACAAUGGAUUAGAAUGAAUGUAUCCGAUUACUCUGGUAUGCAAUAUCGACAGAGAUGUCUGAUCGUAAUGACUCAGCGACGUCUGUUGGAAAACCAGGAGAGCCGCGAUUUAUGUGGUGUCUCUCGUAAUGAUUUAUGGAAUAGAAGAAAUGAUGGCGUCUAUCUUCCCAGUAAAAAUAGUAACGAGAUUAUACAAUUAUGGCGCAAUGAAGUAUUAUUCACUAGAGACCUAAUACUGACAUAUCCUGGUCAUGAGGCAUUGUGGUGUCAUCUGAGAUUUGUGUCAUUUGCAUGUAGGUGGUAUGAUAUCAACAGUAGCGCGUAUGAACCGAUAGAAAGGUUGGAUAACAACAAGUCUGCCAGCGUCACAGGUACGUGGUCUGACCAAGAGGGGGAAAUUGCCUUCGUACAUCAUUGCAUUGAACUGGGGGAAAAGAAACGCCUGGCUAUGCCUGCGAACACAACGAAUGCAUCUCUUCAAAAGAAAUAUGCCUUAGCCUACGAACUAUGGAUUAGUGAAUUGGAUUGUAAGACUGCAAAUGAAAUGAAGAAGGUUACGUCUUGUCUGAAUGAACUUGCUGAAGAAACGAAUUACUAUCAUGUGAGAAUAGAUAAUGAAUUGUGA